Molecule: messenger RNA, 702 nt
Organism: Colletotrichum higginsianum IMI 349063
Lineage: Eukaryota; Fungi; Ascomycota; Sordariomycetes; Glomerellales; Glomerellaceae
Product: 3',5'-bisphosphate nucleotidase
Exons: 2
Coding region: 1-702 (233 amino acids)
Source: RefSeq, a predicted model, not a curated record
AUGACCCAGCCCACCGCCAACGCCGAUCAGCCCCCGGAUUAUGCGGAGAACCCGACCAUCAUCCAAGGAAGUCUACCCCCGGAUACUCUCCGCUUGGCGGGCCGCAGUAUCCACUCCGCCACGUUCCGCGACGCCGACGCGCCGGGCCUCUACGAACUGAACCACCAGAUCGAUUUCCUGCGAGAGACGGACAGGCUGGUGCAGUUCACCCGUAUCGAUUACUCCGUCAAGAACCGCAGUCGGGACGCCGCCUCCGUCCCCGAGAUCGUCCCUCAUCCGAGACACAUCUUCAACCUGGAACGGCCGCAGGCGAUCAUGCAGGAGGCGUUCCCGUACUACAUCAAGUCUGUGUCUCGGAGCGGGUUGGGCAGCAUCGGGCUCAAAUUCUCGAAAAUCGGCAAGAGCGUGUGCAAGGCGUGGCGCGUCGGACGCAAGGCCAGCGACAAGAGUGUGUUCGAGGCCCGCGAGCUCCUUUUCGACGUCCGGUCCAACAACGACGUGCUGGACUGGAUCGACGGACAGGAGGUCCGGAUCGCGGUGGAAUACUCCCAGGACAACAUGUACAGCCUCAACAUCCUGGCGCCCAUGGACCGGGCGAUGCGCGAUGCGCUCGUCGCCGCGUGGUGCGUGAGGCUGUGGAACAGCUUGGCUGUGAGGUUUCACAAACGGGAGACAUGGAAUAGAGCUAGUCUGACCAAGUGA